AUGUCCGAGACAUCAAGCAACACCACUUCCGAUGCCGGGCCUCGUUUCGUCUUCAGCCUCCAUCGUCUUCAUAUCGAGUACAUCAAGCCUGCUUUCAAAGAAUUCAAGUCCCACCCCUCCGAGCCAACAGAAAAGUUAGCACACCUGUCAAUUUCCAAGCCUUCUGGAGCAAGCGAGGAAGUGUCAAAACUUCCCCUCAAAGCAGCUCUCGAGGCAGUACAUUCCUUCAACCAAAAGAAACGUGGCGACCUCAGCUACUAUCAACAAGAAGCACUCCGUGAAUUGGAUGCCUGGAGCGCCGAGAAUGUUGCACCCCACAUAACAGAUACCGAUGUCAACAAAGAAGAGGUGAGACUAUUGAUCCUCACUUACAGCAGACUGUUCUUCCUCUCGCGACUUGAAACAAGCAAUAUUCAAUUCACUUUUGAGAAACUCAAGGAUCUAAAACUUGGCACCUAUUAUGGAGAACAGAUCCACGAAAAAGGUACAAGAAUCGAAAUACGCGUUCACCCGAGCGACUGGACUUCUUACAAGGGAGUGAAAGAUCAUUCCACUGCCUUGCUGGGAACUUUGUUUCACGAAACUACUCACGCAUAUUUCGCCGCAUCUUGCUGUGUACAUCACAGAACUCCAUCCUGCAGGGACAAGGAUCGUCUUCGCCUGUGGCAUCCCGAAUCUCAGCACCCUUUUGCUUGGUUUGUUCUGGCAGCUGGUACGGAGAUUGCGUCGCAUCGACUGGCCGAUAUGGGAACUGACUUGGCUGUGUUCUGUUCUCUGAUGUUAGACUACAGGGACACUAAAGUCAGAGCAUCUGCAGGGGAGUGGAAGCUGUUCUUCGAACUUUAUUCGUGGGAUGAAAUUGACUAUUUGAUCAGCAAGGUUUUCGAGGAAGAUUUUGAGAUGAUGGGCAAGUACCUGGCGGAGCAGGAAGAUGUCGUGCAUGUCUUUAUGGAUGAGUACAAGAAGGCCGAAGAUUGUCGACGGGRUAGAUUAAACGCACAUUAUGGACGUUUGUAA
This is a messenger RNA of Ramularia collo-cygni, 1017 nucleotides long. RefSeq lists its product as uncharacterized. The record is from RefSeq and is a predicted model, not a curated record. Lineage: Eukaryota; Fungi; Ascomycota; Dothideomycetes; Mycosphaerellales; Mycosphaerellaceae. The transcript has a single exon. The coding region runs from base 1 to 1017 and encodes 338 amino acids.